Messenger RNA from Corylus avellana, 1115 nucleotides. RefSeq names its product calmodulin-binding protein 25-like. The record is from RefSeq and is a predicted model, not a curated record. Gene Ontology annotation, molecular function: calmodulin binding. Lineage: Eukaryota; Viridiplantae; Streptophyta; Magnoliopsida; Fagales; Betulaceae. Gene Ontology annotation, cellular component: nucleus. Gene Ontology annotation, biological process: response to osmotic stress.
CCCUCACCCCUUCUUCCCUCCCAUUUCUUCCUCAUUCUCUUUGCCUUCUAAUUCUGCUUGUUAACAUACCCUUCACUCUUCACGCUCUGAGAAGUAUCUGGAAAAUGCUUUGAUUUUUCAUCUUUUAUAGAGAAAACUGCAGCUCUAGGCCUGAGAAAAUUAAUUGUUUUUUAUAUAUUAAAGAGAAAAAAAAGAUUUGCCUUAAUAUAUGGCGUCACCGGAGAACUUGGCCAGUAUCGAGCCCUGGACUUUCCGUCAAGCCUUUGCCGACUCGUGGAUCUCCGAAGCUUUUGCCCGGGAUACCGACACGCUGACGAAGGCUCUCCAGAAGUCGCUCAACCCUGACGCUCUCGGAGCCGACGCCAUCUCUCCCUUGUUCAACUUCGUCAACUCCGACACGGCGCCCACCACCCCAACCGCUUCGGGUCUCUCGUGCGGGUCAGACCCCGACACGGCGCCCAAGCGCCAGCGGAGCGGGAUCCCGGCGGCCGGAGGGAAGGUUUCGAAGAGGAAGUCGCGCGCUUCGAAGCGGUCCCAGACGACCUUCAUCACGGCGGACCCGUCCAACUUCCGGCAGAUGGUGCAGCAGGUGACGGGCGUGAGAUUCGGGAACUCGCCGGUGCCGGUGGUGCCGAUCCUGAAGCCGGAGCCGCAGAGACCCGGAACCCGGUUGCAGGGGGCUGGAUGCUUGCCGACCCUGGACACGUCGGCUUUUCUGCUGGAUCAUCACCAGCAGCAGUUGGUGGGACCCAACUCGGCGGCUGGAGGUGUUACUGGGGUUUCUGGGCCGGGCCCUCUCUCGUUUGGGCCCAGCAUGGGCUUAGCCGAUGGCGGUGGCUUCGAUUUUGACACUUUUUCCAGCUUUCCCACUUUAGAGUCGUGGAAGGUCAUGUGAUACUUGCAGGAGGAUAUAUCUUUGUUUUUUUUCUUUUUUUUUUAAUAUUUUGGGACCCAGUACUGGUAGCUUAGUAUUGGAGGGGGUUGGAUCUGUUUAUAAUUUUGUUGGAUAGUUUAUUUUUCGUCUCAUUAGAGGUGUAGAAGUGCAGUAGUGGUGAUAUGGUAUGUGUUCUUAUUAUUGUUCAUUAUAUAAUAUUUAUGCAUCUCCUAUUUCUGCA